Molecule: messenger RNA, 1974 nt
Organism: Lachancea nothofagi CBS 11611
Lineage: Eukaryota; Fungi; Ascomycota; Saccharomycetes; Saccharomycetales; Saccharomycetaceae
Source: the annotation of a GenBank genome assembly
AUGCAGCGCCUUUUUCGUUUGAAUGGUGGCUGGACAUUUUUCAAGCGUGGUGGUUUUGGCAAUCCUAUUAGGUCUAGCUUUCGGUCGCCCGCACAGACGCUAAUAUGGCCAUCAUUUCUAAUAGCAGCCACAAGCACGUACUAUAGACCUCAACUGCGCAAUGAGACACUCCAGCCAGAUCCCUCGGGAGAUACGUUUGAGAUGGGUCUUUACAAGGCAUCGCAGAAUGAAUUAGCGCGCCACGUUCUCGAAAAACGCUCGAGGCAGCUAGCACAUUGUCGAUCCAAGAUUACGCGCUGGCUCUCUCGAGUCUGGUUUCAAUUCAAGGAUAAAGUACUAGAGCCAGUACUAACUACAUGGAGAUUCGUGGAACUGUCAAUUCUCUUUUUUCCCGUGCUUCUAAUGUACCCAAUAAUGUAUUUUGGCCAUAAAGUAAAGAUUUCGAAUUCCGCAAAGAGCGUCAACACAACUUAUGGAGCGCUUCUUUGGUACCGGCUUCUAAGGCACGUUCUAGAGCUUGCAGGUCCCAGUUUUAUAAAAUUGGGACAAUGGGCGGGAUCCAGGACCGAUAUUUUCUCAGAAGGCUUGUGCGCAGAACUGGGAAACUUACACAGUAAUGCCAAGAAACACUCUCUUAAGUACACAAAAAGUCAAUUGUCUGAAGCACUCGGCAUCACUGACCUAAGCGAAGUAUUUGAUGAGUUCAAAGAAAAACCUUUGGGUGUAGGUGCCAUUGCCCAAGUGUAUGUUGGUCAAAUGUCUACCAAGUUCGUUGAAGACCGCAAAUUAGAGUUAGAUGCAGAAGAAAAUAGAUGGUGCGCGGUGAAAAUCAUUCAUCCACACGCAGCGCGAAAGAUCAGCCGCGAUUUAAAAAUCAUGAAGUUUUUUGCAGAAACGAUUGAUAUGAUACCGACAAUGGAGUGGCUUUCUUUGCCGAACGAAGUUGAGCAGUUUUCCAUUUUAAUGCGGCUUCAAUUGGAUUUGAGAAUAGAGUGCCUCAACUUGGCGAGGUUCAACGAUAAUUUCAAGGACUCGUUUCAAGUUAAGUUCCCCAAAGGAUUUCAAGAACUGACCAGUCGACAAGUUCUAUUUGAGGAAUAUAUCUAUGGAUUUCCUAUGGAAGAGUUCUUGCGGGCCAAGGAUGACCUAAAGGAUCCAAAUUUGAGCAAGAAAGUGAGUGAUCCCUUCAUUGACGCCUUUUUAAAAAUGCUGAUAUUAGACGAUUUCAUUCACGCAGAUUUGCAUCCCGGUAAUGUCAUGGUGCGCUUUCUGAAAACCGACAAGUACGGUUCGAAAUCUGUUUCCACGGAACAAGACUGCUACGAAUUGGUAAACCGCUUGAAGGUUAAACUAAAAACUAACGAUGACUCGUUUGUGCAAGAGUUGCAAGACAUAGUUACUCAGUACACACCCCAAAUUUGUUUCAUUGAUGUGGGCCUUAUUACAGAACUUAAUAAACGGAAUCGGACUAACUUUAUUGCCCUGUUCGAUUCCUUAGCCAGAUUUGACGGCUACCGUGCCGGAGAGCUUAUGAUCGAAAGAUCGAGAACACCUGAAACUGCCGUUGACAAGGAGGUCUUCGCUCUCAAGGUAGAAAAACUGGUCAGUAAAGUCAAAAAGCGCACUUUCACCUUAGGAACAGUCUCGAUUGGUGAUCUUCUGGAUCAGAUGCUCGGCAUGGUACGAGGCCAUCACGUGCGCAUGGAGGGCGACUUCGUCUCUGUUGUGGUUGCCAUUUUACUUCUAGAGGGAAUUGGAAGACAACUAGACCCAGAUCUGGAUCUAUUUGCAAGCUCGCUGCCUAUCCUAAGAGAGUUUGGUAUGAAACGCGAGGGAAGAAGCAUUUUACAAGACGUCGACACACUUUCCAUGUGGAAAAUAUGGCUAGGAUUAGAGCUUCGUCAAUUUAUGAAUUUAUCUGUCAAGCAGAUGCACGACUUAGUCAAGACAGACCAGCUCUGUCCAAACUAUUAA